Messenger RNA from Moneuplotes crassus, 1082 nucleotides. NCBI's taxonomy places the organism in Eukaryota, Ciliophora, Spirotrichea, Euplotida, Euplotidae. The record is from the annotation of a GenBank genome assembly.
UUUUGGUUAUAAAACUUACAGUAAAAUCUUAGUGAAUCAACCAUUGCUUGCCCUCUCAUCUACACAGAAUAUCUUGUGUUAGAAGCUGUCGCUGAUAAAGCAGUAACAAUUUAAAAACAGAUAAAACAAGGAGUAUAAUUUUCAUUUAACAAGAUUACUCACCUAAAUGCUGGAAUUCCUCAAGAUCUUGGCCUAAAGUCAGACAAUUUCAAUAAAGAAGCUUUAGCUUCAUGCUUAAUUGGUGGCAAUGAAAGAAGCCGGAUGAUUUCCUCAUCUGGUGCAAUAGAUAGAGCUGAAUACUAUUAAAGCCAUUUCAGUCAUCGAGCAAUUGGAGCAUAUACAGACAUCCAAGGGGUCGAUAAAUUAUGAGAGAAGUCAAAUCCUUUAUCGAAAAGCGGGAUGGAGUUAACGUAGGCGAGAAUAAUAUCUUUCUUACUAAUGGAGCAACUGAAGGAAUCACAUUCAUGUUAAACCUCUUCAUUAAAGAUGAGAAUAAUAACAUAAUGAUCCCCAUUCUACAAUAUCCCAUAUAUUCAGCACUUAUUACCAAGUUUGAUGAAACCCAAGUUCCUUAUUAUCUUGAUGAAAGUAAAGGAUGGGGGAUGUCUUUCGAAGAGCUCGAGAGAUCUUAUGCUGAAGUCACUGAUAAAGGAAUCAACGUAAGAUCAAUGGUGGUCAUUAACCUAAGUAAUCCUACAGAGCAAAUUCUCGCACAAGAAGACUUAAACAAAGUGAUUCAGUUUACUCAUGGCAAGUAAAUUUUGUGUUGGCUGAUGAAGUCUACCAAAGAAGUAUCUAUGUUGAUAAGGAAUUUUGUUCAGCUAGAAAAGCUCUUAAAGAGCUUGGUAGUCCAUAUGAAAAUGAUGUUGAACUUGCUUCAUUUCAUUCACUAUCGAAGGGGCUUCAUGGAGAGUGUGGCUUCAGAGGAGGUUUCUUGGAACUUCACAAUAUUGAUAGUAUUGUCAACUUAGAGAUGUAUAAAUUUAAAGCAGUAACAUCAUUAGGAAAUAUAACUGAGCAUAUCAGAGUUGGAUUAAUGAUCAAUCCUCCUACAAAAAAUACCGUUUCAAAAGAAGUCUUUG